Aureobasidium pullulans EXF-150 is the source of this 1826-nucleotide messenger RNA. RefSeq names its product CRAL/TRIO domain-containing protein. The annotation marks the transcript as partial. The transcript has 5 exons. NCBI's taxonomy places the organism in Eukaryota, Fungi, Ascomycota, Dothideomycetes, Dothideales, Saccotheciaceae. The record is from RefSeq and is a predicted model, not a curated record.
AGUUGCAGAAGUGCAAGUUGCAAGAGGAGACUGUUCCUUUGCACCCUGUCUCGCUUCCCUAAGGACCUAUCAUAUCUCUAGUCUAUCACAAGUGAAGUCGCAAUAUCAAGAUCAUCAUGUCUGGAGCGGAUUUGCAGCGCAUGGAGUCGUACCAAUACCCGGCGACCCACGUAGGACACUUGAACCCCGGACAAGAGAAGGCACUGGAGGCUUUCAAGGAGCUAUGUCUGCAGAAGGGCUACUAUAACCCCACAGGCGGCCCGAAUGGCACCCCCAGCCAUGACGACGAAACAAUGCUGCGGUACCUACGUGCUCGCAAGUUUGUUCCCAACGAGGCAUUUGGCCAAUUCAAGGACACCGAGGACUGGCGCAAGGAGAACCAGCUGGAGAAGCUCUACGACACAAUCGACGUCAGCGAGUAUGAGCAGACUCGUGUUCUGUACCCUCAAUGGACUGGACGACAAGACCGCCGCGGUAUUCCCGUCUACAUCUUCGAAGUGGCACACCUGAACAGCAAGGCCGUUUCCGCCUAUGAGGCUUCAACUUCGUCAAAGAACCAAUCCGUACAGUCAAAGAUUCCCGCCAAGAUGCUCCGUCUGUUUGCUCUAUACGAAAACUUGACCAACUUUGUUCUCCCUCUCUGCUCCGAGAUGCCUGGCCGUCCUUUCCCGGAAACACCUGUAUCACAAUCGAGCAACAUUGUUGACAUCUCAAACGUUGGAUUGAGACAGUUCUGGAACCUGAAGAACCACAUGCAAGAUGCCAGUCAAUUGGCCACCGCCCACUACCCCGAGACUCUCGACAGAAUAUUCAUCAUUGGUGCUCCUUCAUUCUUCCCCACUGUGUGGAGUUGGGUCAAGAAGUGGUUCGACCCCAUCACUGUUUCCAAGAUCUUCAUCCUUUCCAAGCAGGACAUGUACCCGACACUCUCAAAAUACAUCGACCCCGAAAACAUUCCCGAGCAAUACGGUGGAAAACUAAAGUACAAGUUCGGUGAGCUACCCAACAUUGACCCGGAUCUGCACAACGUCCUCCAGUGGACAGCACCGCACAAGUUGAACGGCAUGGACACCAUUCCUACCGGCCCCAUCAGAUGGGUUACCACAGAGACCGGCGACAAGAUCGCAAGAGCAGUAGGCACAGAAAACGGCAAACCUCGCGACCGCAAUGUCGCCAUCGUAAAGUCUUCAGCACAACCCACACCCGCCGCACCAGCCGCAAGCCAACAAGCCCGUCAAGACGCCGACCUCUACCGCACAACCAGCGGCGAGCACACCCACCCACCCAGCCCACCCCCAGGCCAAGUCAUCCAAGAAACCCCCUACACCGAGUCAUCCACCCCCAGCGCCGGCAACACUUCCACCCUUCCCGUCCGCGAGGUCCACCAGACCGAGUCCACACAGACCUCUUCAAACCAGCCCAGCACAAACCGCACAGGCACUUCAGGUACGAGCUACAUAGCGCAAUCCCACACGCACGCCCACGGCACCCUCGCCGACGGCACCCCCGACAAGCGCGAGGGCACUUUCGGCGACACGUACGGCGUAAACGAACCUAACACGAUCGGUCAGGCGCCUAAAGAACAUCCCAUGCCCGAGCCUGAGAUUGCACAGCCCACGUAUGUGGAACAAGCUAAACAGGUCGCUGGUAGUGCUUACAGCACUGCUGCUGGUGUAGGAGCGAGCGCGUUGGCAGCGGUGGGGUAUGGAAAUGGGGUAAGAGAAGACAAGGCGGAGGAGGAGGUGCCGAAGAAGGUUGAGGAUCCGAGGGUCGAUGCUACUGGAGACAGAAAUGUCGAGGAGUAUUUGAGAAGUAAAUAUGAGAGU